Messenger RNA from Myxocyprinus asiaticus (Chinese sucker), 4155 nucleotides. It is a transcript of the gene lpin1a, whose product is annotated as lipin 1a. Gene Ontology annotation, cellular component: nucleus; mitochondrial outer membrane. NCBI's taxonomy places the organism in Eukaryota, Metazoa, Chordata, Actinopteri, Cypriniformes, Catostomidae. Bases 491 to 3373 code for a protein of 960 amino acids. The transcript is spliced from 22 exons. Gene Ontology annotation, biological process: fatty acid catabolic process; triglyceride biosynthetic process; cellular response to insulin stimulus. The record is from RefSeq and is a predicted model, not a curated record. Gene Ontology annotation, molecular function: phosphatidate phosphatase activity; transcription coactivator activity.
UUGGCAUUGCUAGCGCCAUGCUCUAUCAGUUGAGCUACCAGAACAUCCAGCUUGCUGUUUGUGUUUUGCACUGGCCUUCAACACUGAAAUCAAUCCUAAACAUUUAUAAUUAUUAUCACUUCAUUUGGUUGAUUGUGCAUGUGCAAGAGGGUGGGACUGGUUAAGAGAUCGAGGCGUCAUGUGUGUGUUUCUGUGUAGAUGUUUUUGUUUGUGUAUACAGUAUACAGUAUACUAUAUGCCAAUUGAUAGAAAGCUGCAGUCAUAUCUUCUAAGUGUGGCUCUCGGGGAGGGCCCAGGCCUGGCUGCUUGAAGUUCAUCAUACCAGGUCCUCUCAAGUUUCGCCUGUGGACACCAUUCCGAGAACACACUUUUAAAAUUAGUACAAAAACACCUUCGAGCCCUGUAUAUAGUCCACUGCUAGCAUGGCCACUCGGUCGUUAGCACAAGCAUUUUGUAAGGAGUAGUUUCAGCUUUAUACUGUUUUGCAUUAAUGAACAUUCAGCUCUUGACGGAUAAUGGAACCAUGAUAGCAGAGGAUGAAGUGGAAGGAUAUGAUGAGAUAUUCAGCCCAAAUGAGACGAGCUGGACAUGGAGUCAGACCAUGAACUACGUGGGUCAGCUGGCCGGUCAGGUGUUCGUGCAGGUGAAGGAGCUAUACAGAGGCCUGAACCCUGCAACCCUGUCUGGCUGUAUUGAUGUAAUUGUGGUGCGUCAGCCCGAUGGCACACUACAGUGCUCGCCUUUUCACGUCCGCUUCGGCAAGAUGGGAGUACUGCGCUCCCGGGAGAAAGUGGUUGACAUUGAGAUAAAUGGGGAGCCGGUCGGUUUACACAUGAAACUGGGUGAAAAUGGAGAGGCGUUCUUUGUUAAAGAAACAGAAAACGAUGAGGAGAUGCCAUCCCACUUGGCCACAUCUCCCAUCAUUUCAGAAGGCUCAGCUCUAAUGCAGGCCCAAAUGGGAAAAGGCACGUCCCAUCUUUCUGAGUCUGGAACCGGAACCUCCAUUCAAACCCUGGGCCCCACGCAAGCCUUUGGAGAGAGCUCUAUGAUGAAGAAGAGGAGAAAAAGGAGGAGGAAAUCUAAAGUGGACAUGAAGCGAGAGGAUAAUGGAGAAUUCUCAGAAGAUGAGGACAUGUUUCCCAUCGAUUUGAGUUCUGAUGAAGAAACAGAGGCUACAUGCAGUAGAGCCAUGUCACAUGAGCUAUUUGCUGAGCAGAUGAAAAGAAGCUCCACAACCACCACAUACACAAAGUCUGAAGGGAUGUGGACCGGUGUUAAGAGUGCAGGGCUGGAGAAGACAUGCUCCUUGCCAAUUCCCACCAAUGCAGGAUUAUCCAUCUCCUGUCCCCAACAGACAGCUAUGUUCCAGUCAACACACAGUCCAAAUGGCUCCUUGCCCUCAACACCCAAGAGUGAUUCGGAGCUACUGGCCAAAGGGAAACCAAACAAUCCUGAGAUGCUGUGGACAUGGGGAGAGCUGCCUCAUGCUGCCAAGCCUUCAUUCCUGCAGCCCAUGUCACAGCCCAUGGUGGUGACUCCAGCGUCAAUCCCACCACCUGCCAGCACACACUUUAGAGCCAUUACUGGAGUUGGAAUGGUGGAGUCUCAGGAUUGUGAUCUCCAUGUGUAUGUGCCAGAUCUCAGGGCUGGAGAGCGGGCAUCAGCACCUGUUGUAGAGGUGGAGGCCAUCAGCGCAGCCACUCAUCUAACCACAGAUCUAGAGGAGGGCCGCCACAGUCCUGGAGCUCAUGCCAUUAGCAAGACUGACUCUCCAUCCAAGAGAAAAGACAAAAAGAGCCAGCAUCUUGGAUCAGAUGGGGUAUACCUCGAUGAAAUCACAGAGUUGGAACCUGAGGUGGCAGCCCUGUACUUUCCUAAAAGUGAUGGAGCAACUGCAUUGGGGGGCGGGGCUGAUCCGAGGAGUGCCAAUCAAUCCCCUCAGUCAGUGGGCAGCAGUGGAAUGGACAGCGGUGUGGACAGCUUUUCUGAUCAGUUAGGAGACUUGCCUAAUAUUGCCAUCUCUCUGUGCGGAGGACUGUCAGAAAACAGAGAGAUCACUAGAGACGAAUUCGAGGAACGAGCAAUAUCCUAUCAGGAGUUUGCAGAUAACCCAUCUAUUAUUGAUGAUCCCAACCUGGUCGUAAAAAUUGGAACCAAGUAUUAUAACUGGACUACAGCUGCUCCUAUCGUACUGGCCAUGCAGGUUUUCCAGAAGCCUUUGCCAAAGUAUUCCUGUCUGAGUUAUGUCUACUCUGCUCUUGGUUUCUUCACAUACUGUUUUCCUAGCGUUUUUGGCUCUAGUCCUGCCACGGUGGAGAACAUAAUGAAGGAGAAGAUGCCCAAGAAAGGAGGACGCUGGUGGUUUUCAUGGCGGGGCAGAAACAGUAGCUCCAAGUCGGAAUCAGCAUCAGACCAGAUUGAGGGUGGAGAGCAGGCUAUAAGAACAGGCUCUGUGGGCAGGUUAAAGGAUGAAUCAUCAUCCAGUGAAGAUGACUGCGAAGCUUCUAAGCAGAAUCCUGUGAACAACCAGCCUGAAGCUCUUCUCAGCUCUGGAGGCCACUACUACAGGAAGACUCUACGUUUGUCAUCAGAACAGCUAACCAGUCUGAAUCUAAAAGAUGGCCCUAAUGAUGUGGUCUUCAGUGUCACCACCCAGUACCAGGGCACCUGCCGCUGUGAGGGCAUAAUUUAUUUGUGGAGCUGGGAUGACAAGAUAGUGAUUUCAGACAUUGAUGGCACUAUCACAAGAUCUGACACCCUGGGACACAUUUUGCCAACUCUGGGCAAAGACUGGACCCAUCAGGGCAUUGCCCGACUCUACCACAAAGUUAGCCAGAAUGGCUACAAGUUUAUGUACUGUUCAGCACGGGCAAUUGGGAUGGCUGAUAUGACCAGGGGUUACUUGCACUGGGUUAAUGAAAGAGGCACCAUGUUACCUAUGGGACCUGUGCUGCUUAGUCCCAGCAGUCUUUUCUCUGCAUUUCACAGGGAGGUCAUUGAGAAGAAGCCAGAGAAGUUUAAAGUCGAAUGUCUGACAGACAUUAAAAACUUGUUCCAUCCAAACAUGGAGCCCUUCUAUGCUGCUUUUGGAAACAGGGCAACAGAUGUUUAUUCAUAUAAAGAGGUGGGAGUGCCUUUGAACCGAAUAUUCACUGUGAAUCCUAAGGGAGAGCUCAUACAAGAACAUGCAAAGACCAACAUAUCAUCGUAUGGUCGUCUGUGUGAGGUUGUGGACCAUGUCUUCCCUCUUUUGAUCAGAGGAAACACCACCGACUUUCCCUGUUCAGACACUUUCAGUCAGUUUACCUUCUGGAGAGAGCAGUUACCAGAGGUGGCCAAGCAGGAUCAAUCUGAACAAACUGAAAGCAGCUGAAAACAUAGUCACAAAAGCUAUCAUGUCUAAGUAUUCCUCACCUACAAACUCAGCUCGAAUGCUGCACUGCCAUAAGGUUACGCACAAGCAACAUAGCACUUUGCAAAAAAAACUGCAUGCCGCCCCCUGCCUGUUCGUACAGUACAUUAUCAUUUUGGUGUGUUCUACUGGCAAGAGCCCAAAUUUACUAGCAUAUUAUGCAGCUCAUAUUAGGGAAUUUGUUUUUUUUUGAUGACUAUACAAUUAUUUUAAAGUGUAAAUGCAUUAUUCAUUACCAAGCAGACAAUUACAUUAUGCUGUCAUAUAAAAUUGUUUAAUGGCUUUGCCUAAGGAUGUUCUUACAGUAUAUGAGGGAAUACAGUUAGUACAACAGUGUUCUUUAGCAUUUAUCAUAAAGCAAACUCAGAGAAAUUUAAAAGCUUCAACAUAUUAAUUUAAAAUAUAUAUUUUUUAUUUUAAAUUUAAAAACAAACUCAGAUGUAGGUAUAAAGCCAGCACUAGCAUUUCUCAGGUGUUACAGAAUUUAUAGUCAGAUAAUCAUUUGAAACUUAAGUGACCUUUCAUAAAAUCAAAGUAUUAACUCUGUCAGUUUAAAUUUUUCUUUGAAAUCUAAAUUAUUUUACUAGUCUUUCAAUUUCCUUAAGAACAAAACACAACAAACAUGAGAGGAUAUUACUUAAGGGAAUAGUUUAAAUUCUCUGCAGAACACAAAGAAAGAUUUUUAGAAAAACAUCUCAGCUCUGUAGGUCCAUACAAUGCAAGUGAAAGGUGACUAAAACUUU